Messenger RNA from Rhododendron vialii, 3454 nucleotides. Its product is annotated as putative E3 ubiquitin-protein ligase LIN-2. The record is from RefSeq and is a predicted model, not a curated record. The transcript has 7 exons. The coding region runs from base 167 to 3184 and encodes 1005 amino acids. Lineage: Eukaryota; Viridiplantae; Streptophyta; Magnoliopsida; Ericales; Ericaceae.
AAAGGAAAAUACCAAAACCAAUCUUUGUCCUCAUUCCUCUGUCUCUUCAUCACCACCUGUUGCUCUUUCUUCCUCCCAACAGCUGUUAUCUUUGUACCUUUGAAAGAAUGUUUCUGGCUCAUAUUUUCCUUUAUCAUCACAAUCUCUAAAACCCAUCAGAAAAGGAAUGGCAUCUCUUCAAGAAUUGCUGUCAGAGGAAGGAUUCGAGAAAGGAAAAUUCCUCAAAAACCAAAGACGAGUAAGAUUCAGAGACAGAAACAAAAGACCAGAAAAUGAGUUCAUUACCUUGCCUAUAUACAUUUGCCAUGACAAGAGAAGCUUUGAUAGCUCCAAGCACAAGGCAUUAGAGAGAAUUUUGCCAAAUGGGCAUUCAGUAAUUUCAUCCAACAGAAGGAGUUCAUCAGAUUCUAAGAGUGUUGGUUCAAGGAAAGAUGAACCAGCAAUUGAUGAAGUUGCCAUUAGAGCAAUUGUUUCCAUUUUGAGUGGCUACAUCGGAAGGUACUUAAAAGAUGAAACUUUUCGCGAAUCUAUUAAGAGAAAGUGCUAUUCUUGUUUGGAAAGAAGGAAUAAUGAAGAUUUGGACGAUGGGAUUUUUGCAAACAUGGAACUAGGUAUUGAGAGUACUGAGAUAUUGGUUGAAAACCCAAGGAGUAAGAGUGCAUUAAUGACGAAGUCAUUGAGGAACUCAAUUAGGCUUUUGAGCAGUGUUUCUGGUUCUACUCGUGGAAAACCAAAUUCCCACUUCUCUGCUUGUGCACAGCUCUACUUAUCAAUAGUGUAUAAGCUUGAGAAAAAUGAUGAGGUUUCCUCAAGUCAUUUGCUUCAAGUUUUCUGUGAUUCCCCGUUUAUUGCUCGAACGCACUUGCUUCUUGAACUCUGGGAGCAUUUUUUUCUUCCCCACCUUCUGCAUAUCAAGAUUUGGUAUAAUAAAGAACAAGAGUUUCUAUCGAACUUUGAGUAUUUUGAUAAAGAGAAGAAGAUGAAGGACUUGAGCAAGGCUUAUAAUGAUCAAAUGGACAUGGGAACUACUCAGUUUGCUUUGUACUAUAUGGAAUGGCUUAAAGUUGGUGCUCAAGCCCCUCCUGUUCCUACUGUGCCUUUGCCUUCUGGAACCAGUUAUGGAUUUUCAAGGAGGAGAUCAUUAGAUUCGUUUACUUCCCGUUCAUCCGUCAAUAAAUCAUUAUAUAGAACUGUUUUUGGCUCCACACGGGUCGAGAGGAGGUCUAUGGAACUGGAUAACAGAAGUCGAGGUUCGAUAAAUCCAUGGGAUCUUGAGGAAGCAGAUAAAAAAGCGUGCACACAUGAAGAUAAUGUCAAGCAACAUUGUCAUCCUAAAGACAGAACUAUGUCACAUAGAAGAUUAUCAAGACAAAACUGUAGAAACACGAAAUCUGAAUUGUGGCCUCAGACACAUAAGUCAGACUCUUUUCGGUGUUUUACCUGCAAAAAUGAACCAACACAAUGCUUGGUGCAUGACAAUCGUAUGGGGAUAAAUGACCUAAUUAUGACAGGAAAAACACAUGUUCCUCCUAGUGAUCUCAAAAGGGCAAUAACGACCAUUUGCUCUUCAGAGAGCCUAGCCGACUGUGAAAUGGCAAUCCGUGUGAUCACCCAAACUUGGCUUGAUUCACAUGGAGAUCCCAGCAUUGAGAAAACGUUGUCAAAUGCACAAGUAAUGGAGGGAAUGCUACAGGUUUUGUUCAUUUCCAAUGAUGAUGAGGUUCUAGAAUUGACUAUCUCAAUGUUAGCAGAAUUUAUAAUGAGGAAUGACGCUAAUAGGCACAUUAUACUAGAUUCAGAUCCGCAGCUUGUUAUCGUCAUGAGAUUACUGAGGAGUAGCAGUCUGUUUCUAAAAGCAGCUAUUCUUCUUUAUCUAGUGAAGCCAAAGGCAAAACAGAUGACAUCAAUCGAGUGGAUUCCACUAGUGCUUCGAGUGUUGGAGUUUGGAGAUCAGUUGCAAACUUUAUUAGCAGUUCAGUGCAGUCCACAAGAGGCUGCCUAUUACUUUUUGAAUCAACUUGUUACUGGUUUUGGCGAAGACAAGAAUUUUGAGAAUGCUAGGCAAGUUGUUUCUAUUGGGGGGUUGAGCGCGUUGGUGAAAAGGAUGGAGAGUGGGCAUGUUAGUGAGAAGACUAAAGCUGCUUCAAUUAUUUUCUGUUGCAUUCAUGCUGAUGGAAGCUGCCGGCACUAUUUAGCCACAAAUCUGAACACGGGUCCUAUUCUUGAAUUACUUGCUUCGGGAAAAGAGAGGAAUUCUCAAUCGCUUGCUUUUGCGCUGCUAACUGAGUUGCUAUGCCUUAAUCGAAGGACACAGGCGAUAAGAUUCUUACAUGGUUUACAAAGUGGAUGGGGAAGCUUGAACACCAUGCAUAUCUUGUUUGUCAAUCUGCAAAAGGCUCGAGUUGAGGAGCGACCAUUGCUUGCAGCCGUAUUGCUACAGCUUGAUCUUCUGGGAGAUCCUCUGAAGUGCAGUGUAUACAGACAAGAAGCAGUAGAGGCAAUAACUGCAGCUUUGGAUUGUCAAGUGUGUAGUGAAUUAGUCCAAGAACAAUCAGCCAGAGCUCUAUUAAUGUUGGGAGGACAUUUUUCUUACACAGGAGAAGCGACAACAGAAAAAUGGCUUUUGAAAGAAGCUGGUUUUGAUGAGAACUCAGAUGAUUCAUUCCAGGGAAAGGAUAUUAUUGUUGCAGAGUUGAUGAAUUCGAAUGAAGAGGACGAAGAAAUGCAAAAUUGGCAUAGGAAAGCAGCUAUAGUCUUGCUUACAAGCGGCAAGAAGAGAUUCCUAUCUGCACUUUCUGAUUCCAUAGCAAAUGGUAUUCCGUGUUUGGCACGAGCAAGCCUAGUCACUCUGUCAUGGAUCUGCAGUAAUCUCCAUUCGGUUAGCGAUGAAAAUCUUCAAUUGGAAGCAUGCUCAACCAUUGUUCCAUGUUUGAUCGAAUCGUUGAAUCAUGACAGAGCUCCUGAGGAAAGGGUGCUUGCUUCGUUCACUUUGCUAGCUCUCAUAAAGAGUUCAGGAUGUUUUUCUGAAAUCUCAUUCGCGGAUAAAGGGCUGAUGGACCAUCUUUGGAAUCUAUCCCAACUGACAUGGACUGCUAAAGAGCUCAUUUCAAUCAUCACAAGCAGUUCGAGGCAUCAGUUUCUCGAGUUUGGAAAUCUACCUAAUGAAACUCAGAUUCAUCAGUAGAACUCAAUUCUUUCUCGAUGCUUGAAAGUCUUCUUGCCCUAGAUAUAUUAAAUAAUAAAUCUUCACCCAAUCUGUCAACUGCGGCUUUUUCCACCUUCCUCCUCUAAUCUUGUGUGUGCCUGUGUGUGUGUGUGUGCCUGUGUGUGCGAGGGGUGUUUAAGUACAUAUAGUGCAGAGUUUCUCUAGGCCGCAUUUUCCUUUAAAGCAUGGAUUUGUUCUCUGUAAGUAAAGAGAUUAUUGUCCUUAUGAAAUUGAUCACUAUUGCUUCCA